Molecule: messenger RNA, 925 nt
Organism: Vigna angularis (adzuki bean)
Lineage: Eukaryota; Viridiplantae; Streptophyta; Magnoliopsida; Fabales; Fabaceae
Exons: 3
Coding region: 348-725 (125 amino acids)
Source: RefSeq, a predicted model, not a curated record
UCCAUUAAAUUAAUUGUCAUUCUUAUUUUAGUAUGUUCAUUAAUCAAUGUUUGUUCUGUUUAAUGUUACAGAUGAAGGUGUAGUGGAAACCUGAACAUGAAGCACAAAUACAAAGAAAUUUCCACAUGAAAGCAUCUCAUCGGCUGUCAGACAUGUUUAGGGAUGCCGGCAAUGCAGGAGAGCGCCCUUACUAGUUGGGCGAGCAAAUUUGGAACUCUUUACUGGCUCAUUGGAAUAAAGUAGAGUUUCGCAAUAAGUGUGCCAAAGCCCAGAGGAACAGAGCAUCUGAAAAGGGUGGCACCCUACAUACUGGUGGGUCGAUAACGAUUCAUGAGCAUGCCAUUCGUAUGGCCCAAGCUCUGGGACGGGCGGUCCAUGUUGAUGAGGUCUUUGCACAGACUCAUGUAAGGAAGGACACUAAUCAAUUCGUUGAUGAAAGAUAUCGGAAGACUCAUGAAGAAUUUUCUACGAGACUUUCACAGGUUAGAUCUGAACAUGAGUCAGCUCCUACACCGGAUGAUGCGAGUAAUGCAGAAGACGACAUUCAUAGGACAAAGUGCUGGGUCGACAUCGUUGGUGGAAAGAAAAAGGGACGAGUGUACGGUGCAGGACAACUUGCUAGAAACUAUACAACAUUGAGAGGAGGUACUCUGAAGCACGAACCUUCUUCUUCCACCACUACUGCUAACGAGGCCGUUAUCCGCCUAACGCAGGCAUUGGAGUAACGUGAUUAGGAAAUCAGUGAUUUGAGAGCUGAGUUUACAAACUUUAAGGCCCUAGUCAUGAGAGUGUUGCCUGAAACUUCACAAGAUGAAUUCAAUAUCCCUCCGACCCAGCCACGACCCUCCUCGUCACCCGCUGUCGCUCAGUAACCCACAUCAGUCCAACCCUCAUCAGUCCAGCCGACAUCAGUCCAACCUACACU